AUGAGAUAUCACCGAUUAUCUAUUACAUGGGUCAAACAAAACGAUUUGGAAGUUUCCAAAGAUGAAGCAAUACUUAAAAUAAAUGAAAAUCAGAAAACACAGUUAACAAGUACUUGUCACAGUUCGGCUAUAAAAAUAACCAACUUCAUCCAAGCCACGCAACAAAAACCGUUGCUAAAAGCAUCCUUUGUGGAAAGCGGUACAAAUGCUAGAAAAAAUAUGGCUGAGAAAAAUCAAAAAACAGCUUUUGGAGCCUUUUGGAUUCGAAAGAGAAAACACUGA
Molecule: messenger RNA, 282 nt
Organism: Brugia pahangi
Lineage: Eukaryota; Metazoa; Nematoda; Chromadorea; Rhabditida; Onchocercidae
Source: the annotation of a GenBank genome assembly